GCGAAACAAUAAAUAAUAUUAAAAUGUAGAAAUAAAAUAAAGGCCAGGAAUUUCCCAGAAGAAAAGUGGAGAGGGGAGAGGAACGAGUAACGUUGAAGUGUUGUUCUGCAGACGAUUAGUAUUCGGCUCACAGCUCAUUCUCCGCUCGAGAGGAGGGAGGGGAAUACAGUGAGAGGCAGACUCCGAGCGCUGGGGAGGGAAGGGACAAUAAUGUGAGCUAGCCCGGCGCCGCCGAACACAUACACACGCCGCCCGUACAUCCACAGAAUUACCCUACCGAAGUCGUUCGGGUCAUCGAGCUGAAGCCUUGAUCGCUCGGGUUCUCUGUAAAUGACUACGCACCUCAACUGGGGAAACUGAACCAGCUGCCGGCAGCGUGCGGCUGGAUCUACAAGUGAUUCGUUAAAACACCUCAAGCGCUUUAAUAGGCUUUUUUUUCCCUGAGACUGCCACUGCUUACGGAAACACCCCAGCCUCCGGGGAGUUGGCAGCCGGGCUCCUGGCGAGCGCAACCGAACAGAUGCCUCGAUGUGCCUGUCCUACACAACUUUGCUGCCGAUGGCUUGUGGUUAGUGUUCAGGCCACAGGCCAGUGAUCAUCUCCAGUGCCUGACACCUCCCAGGGGCUCAAUCCAUCAUCCUCACUCCAACGCCAGGCAGGACUCUGACUUCUCUCCCCCUACCCCCCCUCUCCGUCACCCACCCUCAGCCCCCAACUGACAACAGAAUGGAAAACCUAACAGAGCUUCAGAACCCUCUGCUGGAGAAGAACCAACACGUUGGAGGCGAUUAUGGUUUCCAGGAGGAUUAUAACGAAGAGCGGCACUACAAGGAAAAACUCUUGAGCUAUUUUGUGAGUAAUAAUUCAAGCAAGAACAAACCCAAGGCCAACUUCACCCGGCAACUCCUGGACGCCAGUUCCCUGCACCUGGCUGUGGAGGCAUUUUACCGGCCCAAUUUUAUUUUGUACAAGGACGAAGCGAAGGAGAGUGCGAAGGAUUACAGGAACGAGAGCUGUGAGACGACGUUCACUGAGAGGAAGAACUUGACUAUUGAAUACCCUGACCAUUCGGAGUCUAAACUUGUGGAGUACACAGAGAACGAUGUAACAAUUCAGACUGUCUCCUAUGAGGUGGAAGAGGAGGAGUUCCAUGACUGUGAGAGUGACUGCUCAAGUGACAGUGACAGCGAGGACAACUUCAUAAUGAUCCCUCCACGUGACCAUCUGGGCCUGGCCAUCUUCUCCAUGCUGUGUUGCUUCUGGCCUCUUGGCAUUGCUGCUUUCUACUUCUCACAAGGGACAAGCAAGGCCAUUGCGAAAGGAGACUAUCAGCGGGCAACCUCAGCGUCCCGGAGGGCUCUCUUCCUGGCAGCCCUCUCCAUCACCAUUGGAACAGGGGUAUAUGUCGGGGUCAUUGUUGCUCUCAUUGCUUACUUGUCAAAGCCGGGGCAUGUAUAGUGUCGAACUGCAGCCUGCUCGGUGUGAAGGUCCUUGAAAGACAGUUCUUCAUCUGUUCGAUUAUCCAAUUCUAUCACCCUGUUAAUUGAGUAAAUUGUGUGUGUUAUCCAUUGUUUUGGCCAUUUUGGAGCUAGGGGAGGAGGGCCAUCUGGCAAGGAGAAGGUUUCAGAUGCUUGCUUCACACCUCCACACUGGGAACUUUGGGUGACAAGGGUAGGCAGCAAGUCCACCAGCAUCGCUUUAAUCCUUGAGUGGGCAGCCAGGGGAGGUACCACAACAGAGGAGGGACACUUUACUCUGGGAGCUGGGCGAGGGGCAAGGAAAAGCCUUUUCUCCCUGUUAUCCCACCACAAGGGGGUGGUGGUGCUGGAGUGUAAUGCCCUUGCUGUACCACUCUUAGCCUGAGGGAACCCGGGGGGGGUAGCAGAAGAUGCCCAUGGGAUGAAAUUGUGGAGGGUGUAAUGAGGGCUGGGGAAACAACUCUGUACAAAUAUAAUUAAACUGGUCUAGGGCAAGAGUGAAUAAGCCAAUGAUAUGCAAAUAGCCUAUUCGCUGUUGCUAAGCAAGCCUUGCCCUGGGUCACUCUCUCUCAGCAAGCCAAUUAUGCCAUAAUUAGCUGCUCAAUGUUAAUGUAGCUGUGUCAUAAAGGCUACCUCGUUUGAUCAUGCCUGGUCCAUUUUAAAUGCUGUGUGAAAUAAAAGGGCCUGAGUCCCUCUAUAAAUCUACAAUCACACUGUUUUAUUUUGGGAAAGUCAAGAAUCUACUGAAAAUUAAAUGUGACUUUUGUAAUAAAAAUAAAUUUGAUUUCAUCGGCAACUAAUAUCACAUUCCCGCCGUCAUCAACUCACAUGUCGGACACUCGGAAGUGACAAACACAGGUACAAAAUCAUUGUGACCUUCUGGGUCGAACUGCUGAGGAAUAUCUGUUUGUACCGUUCAGUUCCUGAUAUAUGAAUAUCAUUUCUCUCCUUGCAGUCACACACUCACAUACCACCUGAGUAACUGGUUCCUCCAAGAUCAGAAACUUAAUUUUCCUCUAAUUAUAUGGAUAUUUUAUUUAACUGGCUUAUUGUUGAGUUGGUCCCACCACCUACAAUACUUUGACGAUGGUUAUAUGAGAUGGCCUGAUGUUCAGCAAAAUGCCAACAAACAGAAAUCUGGACACCAACAGAAAGUUAACAAGGAUUGUGCUAACUGAUGUGUUCAAAUGGGCUUGAAAGUCACAUUCGGAUUUAAAUCUAACAGCAAAAUGCUUCACUGAGACAUUGUGCACCAGGGGUCUGGCAAGUGAUAAAUUUAACCAAAUAAAGGGAGCUAUAAGCCAGUAACAAAUUUAGUCCAAAUGAGAAAAUUCUGUAAUGGGGUUAAACAGAAAUAACAAUGUAUUUUACUGCUGUCUAAAUUAGGGACUUGGUAUAAUGUUUAUAGCACACUUAAUCAAAUGGAGAGUUCUUUGCUGCUGAGAAUGUACAUGUUGAUAACAUGGCUGCUUCAUUGUCAGAGAGCAUUUGAAUGAAUAAAAUUCCCAGUGCCUCACACUGCACCCCAAGGCAAAUUCCCACUAAAAUUGGUCACACCCCAGUAAACUUUGUUGGUGACUAAUAAAUUGAGAGGGACAAACUUCAACCAUUCAUAUCAAAGAGGAAAGAGAUGUACAGGCUGACUUCCACAGCAAGCUAAAUACGUUGUCCUGCAGGAAGGAAUGUUGAGUCACCCGGAGGUGUGCAGCAAUCCGAGGGGGUCAGAGUAGUUUGUGUGGGAGAGAGUCAUGUCAGGUAAAUCCUUUCAGCUCUUGGACCUAUUGGAUAAGAGAUUAAGGGACAUCUUCCACCUGCCUUAUCGCCGUGUGGACCAUCACUCAGUUGUCAGGAGUUCUUCGACCCAGUGACUUUGGCCCCUGCACUCAUUGACUUUAAGCAAAGCCUCUGACAAUGAAGUAAGAGUUUGGCUCAGAUGGUAAAGAACAGGCUGGGGGUUUGCAAGGAAAUGGAAGAUGGUGUCUGGGCUGGACUGUAAGACUGCGAUAGAAUAGUAAGACAUUACUCACAUCCUUAUUGUUUAGAUUGCUCCUGAUUUAUUCUGAAAUGAGAACAGAAAUGAAGCAAUCUGGUGAGGCUAAACAGGGACUGCCGCAAAUAAUGGGCAACAUCCAUGGAGGGAUUCAGGUAGAUACAGAAUAAAACUGAUGGGGCAGUUUUAAAUGUAAGGUGGCAAGACUGGGAAUUAGACACAGGAAGGCUUAACUGGGCAAUAUUAACCCUAAGAGCAGAGAAGUCUGAUGCUGGAGCUGAGGCGGGAAGGGGUAACUGGAGUAGGAGAAGGUGGAUGUCGUGUGAAGAUUGGCACAGACCAGUGGGGGUUAACACUCUGUUCCUGCACACUGGGUACUAUAGGCUGUGGAUCUCGGACAAGGCUUAGAUGUGUAGUGAAUGAGACCUUCGGGUAUCCAGUGAAAGGCUAGGAAACAGGGAGUAAUGAUCGUCACUGAUAGCUGGUCAUGGCCACAGAGGGUAAUGUGUACAGUCUGGCCAUCAGGGGAUGGUGAGGGCAUCUGAUUCUGGAGAGGUUGCAGGGUAAUUAAACCAUUCACAAAGGUUGCCUGUAUCAUGAAAAUAAUCUUUCAGUUUGAAGUAGAACAUAGAACAUUACAGCACAGUACAGGCCCUUCGGCCCACAAUGUUGUGUCGACAUUUUAUCCUGCUCUAAGAUCUAUCUAACCCUUCCCUCCCACGUAGGUCCCCAUUUCUCUAUCAUUCAUGUGUCUAUCUAAGUGUCUCUUAAAUGCCCCUAAUGUAUCUGCCCCCACGACCUCUGCAGGCAGUGAGUUCCACGCACCCACCACUCUCUGUGUACAAAACUUACCCCUGACAUCCCCAUUGUACCUUCCUCCAAUCACCUUAAAAUUAUGUCUCCUCUUGUUAGCCAUUGUCACCCUGGGAAAAAGUCUCUGAAAUGGUAAAGAGCUGGGGCCUGGUCUCUCCGGUGCCUUCCUCCCUGGUUACCAGUAGCCGGACUAAGUGGGAAUUUCCUUCCCCAGUCCCCCUUGCCUACAUCAGGAGCUGGACCAAUGGAGACAUCCCCAUCUUUUCUCUGAAUUAGGAACUUUACCAGGCUGCAGUCCAGAAGAUUCAGCCCUGAGAGGCAGGAGCUAUUUUUUUUGCCCCCUUUUAGGGAGUGAAGCUCAAACAAUAUGUAAGAGUAGCUCCCCAGAGCUCAUUUUAUGAUGCGGUCUCUGUCAGAUGCCCAGGAUUGUGCAACUACAUAAGCUCCCUCAAACCUGGACUUGGCAUAGAGGGAUAUGGAAUUAAUACAGGCAAGUGGGAUUAGUAUAGAGAAGUAUGAUGGUUGGCAUAGACAGGAUGGGCUGAAGGGCCUGUUUCUAUGCUGUAUAACUGCAUGAUACAGUUGCAACAAUGGGCACAUAACUGAGUCUUGCUCCCAGCUCAGAAACUCACCACGGCAGCUGAGAAAUUUUAAUUCAGCUCAUUAAACAAAUCCAGAAUUGAACAACAAGACCAAAACCUGUAAGAGUGACUGUGAAAGUACUGGAUUGUUGUUAAAAAAAUAUUUGGAUCACUCACAUGCUACGGAGAUCUACCAUCCUUACCCAAUCGGGUGUACUUAUGACUCCGGACCCAAGAGCAGUGUACCUGACUCUUAAUUGGUUUCUGAAAUGGCCCAGGUUCAAGGGUAAUCCAGGACGGCCCAGCCUUUCCAGUGAAUACAGCAUCCCAAAAAUGGAUGUGCACAUACGAGUGAGGUUAGUGUUGGAGGUCACUGCAAAAUCCAGCCCAUUAUCAUCCCAGAACUGACAGCCUGCAGAUAACAUUUAAUUACACAGCAGGAACAGGCUGCCUCCACAGAUGUAAUGAAGGAAGAUAAUAUUAGCAGAUUCAAGAGUGAGCAUUUUACGGUAAUUAUGGAUUUGAGGAGUGUUGGGUAAGAAAUGCCAUAGAUUUUUUGAACCACAGGAACACUGAUUCCCAACACAACGCAUUCCAACAGGAAUAAUAAAAAAACUGAAUAAAUGAAUGGGAACAGCGCAUUAAAUUGAUAAAAGCACCAAUACUUGUAUUUAUAUCCAGCACCUCGCACUCUGAGAGCAUUAGAAUGAGCUCUCUGAGAUACAACCAUUAGUGUAUGUCAGCAAACAUUGCAAGCAGCUGCCACAUCCCUCCAGCAGCUAUGAGAUGACUGAGUAGUCACUCUGUACAUUUGGUUCCAGAGCUGUAUCUCACUAUCCUACGGCAUUAUUCCAGCGAGUGUGCCUUGCAUUGUGAAAGCCAGUUAAAAUGAUAUUUCCAAAGGGACAAUGAUAUCAAAGUUUUAUUAACACAGGAAUUACAAUGUGGUCUCUCUGACCAAUCGAUGACCCUGUUGCUGUUUUCACUCAUCAUAAAUGGACUCAUUCUGAUCCCAAUCCCUUCCCAACCGCCAUCGUUCCAGCCAGCUCCUUGAUAACUGUCUUUAAGCUCCAGUCACUAGAGUUGACAGUGGUGUCGAUGAAGCAUCAGUAAGGGCUGGGACACCAGGAGAGGAGUCCAACUUGAGCCCCACUUGAAGAAAGGCCAGGCAGGCUCCAACAACCCUGCAGUACUCUCUCCGCACACACUCGAAUCACAAGCUCCUAAAUGCAGAGGCACGAGGGCCACAACCUGUGUUUGACAGCCACAAUGGGGAUGUGUGGUGCAUUAGAUAGUCUUAAUUACUUCCAGGAUGUAGCAUUUUUAGUCACACUGCUUUCAAGGGAAUCGGCAUCACUGGCUGAACCCCGAUUUAACGGCCGUCACUAAUAAUGAACCAUGGGUGGGUACCAAGUCAAUCAGAGCACCAGUAGAACUCCUUGCCUGCCCACCUUUGGACCCUGUCAAAGGCAUGAAUCCACCUGUCCAUCUCUGGCCUCUCUGCCUUCCCCACACUUUCCCACACUACACAUUCACCCACCUGCUCUCAGACUCACCUAUUGGCUCAGUGCCGGGGUAUAUUUCAGCAGUGGGCAUACCAUGAAGCCUUGAAAGCACCAGCAAGGAAGGAUGAUAGCUACCUGUAGAGUCUGCACUCUUUCUUGUGGCUACCUGUAGGGAUUCUGUGUUCCGUUUCUUAUUUGGCAGAGCACCAGUUUGGUUUCCACUUCACCCUCUCCCCAACCCCACAUUCAGUUUAAAUCUGGACACCCAAGUGGCAUAAGCCACAGUUCACCCAGUGUGCUUCCAAAUUUCCUCAUAACCGCCCCUUCCCCAACUUCUUGCUCAGUGGUAUAAUUGUAUG
This is a messenger RNA of Pristis pectinata (smalltooth sawfish), 6726 nucleotides long. RefSeq names its product synapse differentiation inducing 1-like (gene syndig1l). Gene Ontology annotation, cellular component: membrane; intracellular membrane-bounded organelle. Bases 727 to 1458 code for a protein of 243 amino acids. The record is from RefSeq and is a predicted model, not a curated record. Lineage: Eukaryota; Metazoa; Chordata; Chondrichthyes; Rhinopristiformes; Pristidae. The transcript is spliced from 4 exons.